Molecule: messenger RNA, 377 nt
Organism: Anoplophora glabripennis (Asian longhorned beetle)
Lineage: Eukaryota; Metazoa; Arthropoda; Insecta; Coleoptera; Cerambycidae
Product: transcription initiation factor TFIID subunit 5-like
Exons: 2
Coding region: 2-358 (118 amino acids)
Biological process (GO): transcription initiation at RNA polymerase II promoter
Cellular component (GO): transcription factor TFIID complex
Molecular function (GO): RNA polymerase II general transcription initiation factor activity; protein binding
Source: RefSeq, a predicted model, not a curated record
UAUGAUGGACGAAAGAUCAGGUGAAACUUCACGUAAAUUAUGUGGACAUGGUGGUGCUAUUUAUGCAGUUUCAUUUUCUCCAGACCGAAUGUUGUUGUUAAGUUGUUCAGAAGAUACAACCAUCCGAUUAUGGAGUCUUCAGAUUUGGUCAUGUCUGGUUGUAUAUAAAGGACAUAUGUUUCCUGUUUGGGAUGUCAAAUUUUCACCUUUAGGAUAUUAUUUUGCUUCUGCUUCAUAUGAUAGAACUGCCAGACUAUGGGCAACUGAUCACUACCAACCCUUACGACUGUUUACAGGACAUUUCUCUGAUAUCAAUAUUGGAGGCUUCACUGACGAGAUAUUAAAGUGUAUUGGUUAAAAUGGGACACGUGGUAUAC